Molecule: messenger RNA, 1281 nt
Organism: Melitaea cinxia (Glanville fritillary)
Lineage: Eukaryota; Metazoa; Arthropoda; Insecta; Lepidoptera; Nymphalidae
Gene: mirr
Product: homeobox protein caupolican
Exons: 5
Coding region: 1-1281 (426 amino acids)
Biological process (GO): neuron differentiation; cell development; regulation of transcription by RNA polymerase II
Cellular component (GO): nucleus
Molecular function (GO): RNA polymerase II cis-regulatory region sequence-specific DNA binding; DNA-binding transcription factor activity, RNA polymerase II-specific
Source: RefSeq, a predicted model, not a curated record
AUGACUUCUCAAUUCGCCUUCCGAGGAUCUCCUCCGAACCAGAGCACCAUAUCGACAGCCUCCAACAGUCCGCCGCCGUCGCAGGCGGGGAUGAGCACAGGGGCGGGCGGCGCGAGCGGCGCGGCGCGUCCGAGCUCGCCCGCCCCCACCACUCGUUGCUGCGACACCGGGAGACCUAUAUUCCAGGACCCCAUCACGGGGCAGACCGUUUGCUCGUGUCAAUACGAGUUUCUUAACUACCAGCGGCUGGCGUCCGGCGUGCCGCUGUCCAUGUACAGCGCGCCGUACCCGGACGCGGCCACGGCUGCUGGCAUGGCCGCCUACUUCCCCGCGCUGGCCGCCGACCAGCCGCCCUUCUACGCAAACACUGCAGCAGGAAUCGAGCUGAAGGAGAACCUCGCAGCAAGCGCUGCGAGCUGGCCCUACCCAACAGUCUACCAUCCUUACGAUGCCGCGUUUGCUGGAUAUCCAUUUAAUGGAUAUGGAAUGGACUUAAACGGCGCUAGGAGAAAAAAUGCAACCCGAGAAACUACAAGCACACUUAAAGCGUGGCUUAAUGAACACAAGAAGAACCCAUACCCGACCAAGGGCGAGAAGAUAAUGCUAGCUAUAAUAACCAAGAUGACUCUUACGCAAGUGUCCACGUGGUUCGCCAACGCGCGCAGACGUCUCAAGAAAGAGAAUAAGAUGACGUGGGAACCCAGGAAUAGGGUUGAUGACGAUGACAAUAACAAUGACGAUGAUGACCACAAAAGUAACGAUGGAAAAGAUGCCUUAGAUGGAAAAGAUUCUGGCACGGGUUCGAGCGAGGACGGUGACAGACCACAGCAAAGGCUAGAUCUACUGGGCCAGCGGACGGAAUCCGAGUGGUCAGAAUCACGAGCAGACAGCGGUCCAGAGUCACCAGAGCCGUACGAAAGACCUAUCCACCCGGCGUACCAGCAUCUACCAUCACGCGCACCGCCUGGAAGUACACCAGCCUCAGCCAAACCCAGAAUAUGGUCACUCGCUGAUAUGGCGAGUAAGGAUGGAGAGGCGCCAGCGCCGCCCUCAGCCGCAUCUGCCUUCUACCAGUCUGCAGCGGCAGCGGCGGCUAGACUCGCGCACCCUUAUGGAAGGCCGGAACUGUACCGAGGCCUGUAUCCUCCAACACACCCUGCAGAUGCCUUGCUGGAGUACUCGCGAUCACUGGCCUUAGCUGCCCCCGCGCCGCCCGCCCCCUCCCCGUCCUCGUCCUCGACCUCGUCCCUGGCCGAGCCCCCGCCCCCCUCCCGCGCCUGA